Molecule: messenger RNA, 799 nt
Organism: Prosopis cineraria
Lineage: Eukaryota; Viridiplantae; Streptophyta; Magnoliopsida; Fabales; Fabaceae
Product: glycine-rich RNA-binding protein GRP1A-like
Exons: 1
Coding region: 16-270 (84 amino acids)
Molecular function (GO): nucleic acid binding
Source: RefSeq, a predicted model, not a curated record
GAGUAACCUUCAGCAAUGCCCUCGGCAAGGCCUGUCUCCUUUCAACGACAUUAUCGAAUCGAAGGUCAUCAACGAUCACGAGACCCGAAGGUAAAGAGGGUUUGGAUUCGCGACGUUCUCCUGAGAACCGUGAGGGAAGUGAUCGACGGCAUGGACGGUCAGAGCCUUGAUGGACGGAACAUUACGGUGAACAAAGCUCAGUCUCGUGGAAGAGGCGGCAGCGGGUACGGCAGUGGCAGUGGCGGGCAUAGCCGUGGUGGAGGCGGAUAAAGAAACGGCGAUGGAUGCCGCGAGGAUGGAUACCACAGCAACGGAGGUGGAGGAUAUGGCGGCGGCGAGUCAGAUGGAAACUGGAGGAAUAUAGAAUGAUGGAGUUUAGGGUUUUUUCUUUUUCCUGCCAUAGGGUUUAAGGCAUAGUCUUUGGCGGGGAAGGAACACAGAACGAUGGAGUUCAGCUCCCCCAAACCCCCCCCCCCCCCCGGGGCCUGUGUUUAGGCUUAGGGUAAAGCCUUAGGCGGUGGUUAUAGUCUUUUUUUUUUUUUUCCUAAUUAUUAUUACCGCUGAUAGGAAUCGAUGGGCCACAGUUUUCGGGCUUAGGGUUUAGUCUUUGGCGGUGGUUGUAGCUUUUUUGUUUGUUUUUGUAACCGUUGAUGGGAAUGAUGGGCCACACUCGCGCUGUGCUGUAAUGGCUCAUUAAUGGCUCAUUAAAAUAUAGCCGUUUGUAUCAAAAAAAAAAUGUAGCCGUUUGGGAUUCUCCAAUAAAUAAGGCUACAAUGAAUAAAAUUGAUCUGUUAAGAUA